GCGCAUUAUCACGAUGCACUAUUACUCGCGAAGGCAGAGAGGUGGGUAUUGCCAUGAAGGUUGAUGGAUUCACUGUCACGAAGGUUAAUGGAUUCACUGUCACGAAGGUUAAUGGAUGCAUUACCACAAAGAUAGCGUGGAUACGUUACCACGAAGCUUGA
Ambispora gerdemannii is the source of this 161-nucleotide messenger RNA. NCBI's taxonomy places the organism in Eukaryota, Fungi, Glomeromycota, Glomeromycetes, Archaeosporales, Ambisporaceae. The record is from the annotation of a GenBank genome assembly.